Molecule: messenger RNA, 475 nt
Organism: Paramecium sonneborni
Lineage: Eukaryota; Ciliophora; Oligohymenophorea; Peniculida; Parameciidae
Source: the annotation of a GenBank genome assembly
AUGAACUAUCGGAAUGGUUUGGAGAAAAAUGCUUAUUUGAUUUUUCAGUUUUCAAAAUUUAGAAUAUUGUUAUGUUUCCAAUAAUAUUAAUUUACUGAAUAAAAAAUAUAGGAAUUGAAAUAUUAACUGAUGAACAAUAUUUCAAUUUAAAGUAGAUAUUUAAUAUAGACUAAAGUAUAACUAGAGGAAUAAUAGAUUGUUUAGAAUACCACCAGUCCAAUUUGUAAAGGAAAAUGUGAUGAAAUAAUAUCAAUCAUAAGGCAUUAAUAUAUACAUGGAAAUCAAAUAAGAGGUAAUAUUUUAUUAUAACUAAGGAAUGAUUGGAAUGUUGAUUGAUUGUAAACCAUCACUAUACACUUAUGAAGAAAUACAAGAUGAUUAUAAGAUUAAAGAAUUAUAAAACUUAAUAAAACAAGAAAUGGAUACAAAUACAAUUAGCAUUAUAUAUUUAUGCUUGAUGAUUCAGGCUCUAUGA